Messenger RNA from Fusarium poae, 735 nucleotides. RefSeq lists its product as uncharacterized. NCBI's taxonomy places the organism in Eukaryota, Fungi, Ascomycota, Sordariomycetes, Hypocreales, Nectriaceae. The coding region runs from base 1 to 735 and encodes 244 amino acids. The transcript has 2 exons. The record is from RefSeq and is a predicted model, not a curated record.
AUGUCAGCUCAAGACUACUACAGUGGCGGUGGAGGCAGUGGCGGUGGCUACAACCAGCAACAGCAAGGCUACGGACAACAACAUGGUUAUGGCCAACAGCAAGGUUAUGGUCAACAGCAAGGCGGUUAUCCUCAGCAGCAACAGUACUCGCAGGGCCCCAACCACGGUUCUCAACAGCCCAGCUACGACAAUCGCGACCAGUCAUACGGCCAACAGCAAGGUAGCCAAUACGGCGGAUCCAACGCCUACCCCAACGGCCCAGGCGGACCUGGCGGACCAGGAGGACCUGACGGCGAGCGUGGACUAGGUGCUACACUGGCAGGAGGUGGUGCCGCCGGAUGGGCUGCCCACUCCGCAGGAAGUGGUCUCUUGGGCAGCCUUGCCAGUGCUGCCGCAGGAGCCAUUGGUGCAAACUUCAUCGAGCACAAGUUCAAGAAGCAUAAGAAAGAGAAGAACAAGAAGCAUCACCGAGACGGACGUCCUCGAGCUUACACCGGUGACUCAACCAGCAGCAGUGACUCCGACUCUGGUGAUGACCGACGCCGAAGUGAUGACCGCCGCCGACGUAGGGAUGAGGAUCUCGCCUACGGCAAGUCGCAGUAUGAUAACCAAUCAAGUCAUGGGGGCUCCAGCCAUCAUGGUGGUUCCUAUGGUGGCCAGCAGAACUAUGGUGGCCAACAGGGUUAUGGUGGCCAGGGAUACGGAGGACAGGGCGGAUAUGGUGGUCGAUACUAA